Messenger RNA from Ichthyophthirius multifiliis, 1381 nucleotides. Its product is annotated as ubiquitin carboxyl-terminal hydrolase family protein, putative. NCBI's taxonomy places the organism in Eukaryota, Ciliophora, Oligohymenophorea, Hymenostomatida. The transcript is spliced from 4 exons. Gene Ontology annotation, biological process: protein deubiquitination. Gene Ontology annotation, molecular function: cysteine-type deubiquitinase activity. The record is from RefSeq and is a predicted model, not a curated record.
AUGAAACUUUUUGAAACAAAUGACAGCUUCAUGAAAAUUAUUGGUUUUCCAGUUUACAUUAUAUCCCUUCAUUGGUUCACAUAAUGGUAAAAAUACAUCAAUUAAUACAACUAAGAUAUGAAAAACGAGCACACUUACGAAAAUCAAUAUAAAGAUCCUUGCUAAGACAAUCAUUAUCCGGGUCCUAUUGACAAUUAUGAUAUUAUAGAGUAUAACUUAUAGAUAAAAGAAGACCCUGAUCAGUUAAAAAAAUACACUAAAUAUUGUCUUAGGAACAAUUUUUUCGAAAAUAAGCACUUUGUGAUUAUUUCGUCAAACGCAGCCCGUUAUUUAUGCGAAAAAUAUGGUUAUUUAAAUCUCAUAUAGAGACUUGUUAUAAAAGCAAAUGAAAGUGUAAAUAUAGUGGAAGUGAAUUUAUUAAAAGUUGGUUUUUAUUUAAUUUAGGAAAACUCUAAAAUACAUUUGUAAGAACCCGAAUAUGUCCAGGCAAGCAAAAAGGAAUUCGUGAGUAAUUUAUAAAGCAGAAUUUGUAGAAUUUUAGACAAAGAAGGUGAAUAAUGUAAAUUAUGGAAAGUUGAAAGAAAUAAAAUCGAAAAAAUUUAAAAACAAAUAUAAAACUAGAAUUUCCAGAAGCCAACUUUUAUUUCAGGAAAUUAUUUAGACUAAAAUAAAAUUCUCGAAGAAAUCGAAAUAAACUACGAAAGUAUAAUCUUAAUUGAAUUUAAAGGUAAUCAAUAAGACUGGGUUUUCGAAGAGGAAAUCAUUCUUGAAAAAAAACAACUUAUGGAUAUUUUUAAAAUAAAGCUUUUCCAUAAAUCUUAACCUGGAAAUGCCAGAAAUGGAAUUUGUGGACUUUAAAAUUUAGGAAAUACAUGUUUUAUGAACUCUUCAAUUUAAUGCUUAAGUAAUAUUUAGGAAUUAACUAAUUAUAUGAAGUAAAAUUUAUUUCUAGAUGAUAUAAAUAGAGAUAAUCCAUUAGGGACAGGUGGAUAUUUAGCUGCUGCAUAUGCUGAACUUAUUAAAAAUAUAUGGUUAGGAUCUAAUAGUUGUGAAUCUCCUUGGGAAUUAAAACGUAUUGUAGGCAAAUUUGCUCCCUAAUUUAGUGGAUUUAAUUAAUAAGAUUCAUAAGAACUUCUAUCUUAUUUAUUAGACGGAAUCCACGAAGAUUUAAAUAAAAUACUAAAAAAAACCAUACUUAGAAUAAUUAGAAUCUGAUGGAAAUAACGACAAAUAAGUGGCUGAGAAAAGCUGGGAUAAUUAUUAGAAAAGAAACAAAUCAAUAAUUACUGAUUUAAUGGUAGGGAUGUUUAAAUCCACAUUAGUAUGUCCUACAUGUGGAAAAAAAUCAGUCACAUUUGAUCCUUUUAUGACUAUUUCAGUA